CCGAUACGUCUUGUUAGUGGAAGUGACGCGCAUGCGUCCAGAGCUGUCAUCCGUAUUUAACAUCCUUUGGUUUUGCUCCCCUUUCCCGGUUCGGCUCGGCUUGGGUUUCGGCCCUGGUUCUGCCCCGUCUCUGUUUUGGUUCGGUCUGCUUCUAGUAUCGCCCACCCCUCCCCGCUGUGCGGCGCUGACUCGUUCACACAGACGGCUGUUCAGAGACAAGGGAAGAUGUCCACCACCGCAGGCGGAGAGUUCGGUAACCCGCUGCGGAAAUUCAAGCUCGUUUUCCUGGGCGAGCAGAGCGUGGGGAAGACCUCCCUCAUCACCAGAUUCAUGUACGACAGCUUUGACAAUACCUACCAGGCAACCAUUGGAAUAGAUUUCCUGUCAAAAACAAUGUAUUUAGAGGAUCGUACGAUCCGGCUGCAGCUCUGGGACACGGCCGGACAGGAGCGAUUCCGCAGUCUCAUUCCCAGCUAUAUCCGCGAUUCUGCCGCGGCCGUCGUGGUGUACGACAUCGCAAAUCUAAACUCCUUUCAACAAACCUCCAAGUGGAUCGAUGAUGUCAGAACAGAGAGAGGAAGUGAUGUCAUUAUCAUGCUAGUCGGGAACAAAACAGACCUGGCUGAUAAGAGACAGGUCUCUAUAGAGGUGGCUGAGCGGAAGUCCCGUGAGCUCAAUGUGAUGUACAUAGAGACCAGCGCCAAGGCAGGCUAUAACGUCAAGCAGUUGUUCCGUCGUGUGGCUGCUGCCCUGCCUGGGAUGGACAGCACACCUGAGAAAAGCAAAGAGGACAUGAUCGAUAUCAAACUGGAGAAGCCGCCUGAACAGCCAGUCACUGAGACCAGCUGCUCCUGCUAAUCCCGUCCCCUUUUUCAACAGCUCGUCUCCCAUUGGCCAUUUACACCAACCAUGUCAGACGCCAUUGGCUAGAGAACCUACUUCCAGACGGCUCAGUGACUAUCCGGAGUAACCGUGUGGAUGUGCUAUUACAUUUAAACGAAACAAAAUUUAAAUUUUAAAACUAAUCAAUUUAAAACCACAGUUUAAAUGCUGAAAAGUUCAAAUCUCAUCUAUUACGACUGCAUGGCGUAUUUAGGAUUGCAGACUGAGAUAGCUUCUCCCACCUCUCUUCAGUUAUUGCACUUUUUUUUGUUUUUUGAAGCAAAAAUGGUGCCGUUACACUCUUGUCAUUGUUGAAUUAUAAUAAUAAAAAUUAUAAUAAAAAAUGUGUGUUUCAAAAAGAAAAAUGUGAAUGUUUGAGAAGGCCACUGCUGCUGUUCUAGAAGUAAAUCUUUUUUUUUGUGUGGGUGUGUGGUUGUUUUGUUCAUUGUGUGAAGCAGCACCUUUGUCAUAGGGCUGUGCCCCUGGCUGUAGCAUUAGAAUGCACUGGGCUCUUCUCUGUUUGCUAUCAUUCUUCAUUCUGUAGCUCCAGCAUUGAGAUUGAACUCCUCUUUAAAUGUCCCGAUCUGGCUUUGAGCUGCUACUGUAGAACCAUGCUUGCAUGGCCUUUGCCUGCACUUAUUCACGUCACACAGUUUAAAUGCAUGAUGUUUUUUUAGAACAGAGAAUCACCGGCAGUGGCAAACAGCUUCUCCCAAUCAGAGCAAAAAAAAAGGUAGUGGAGGCAUUUAAAAAGACAAAAUGGUUACGUAACAAAACUCCGCGCUCACGAGAAACACAUCUAAAGUAAAGACGAACGAAAUGUAAACUCAUUUCAAAAACAGGGUAAAGAGUUAAAAACAUUGUAUUGAAAUGCCAAUACCAGUUUACCGUUAGUUAUUAAGAUGCCAACAGUUGUGUUCCAGAUUCAGAUUGUAUUUACAUUCUAUUACCCUCGAAUAGCUGCCAGUUUAACCCUAAUUGGGCACGCCUGAGAAAAGCCAUCAUCACAGAUGGGGUUUGCAAUCUAUAUUCUUAUUGAUAUUAUUGUAUGGGUUAUUAAAUGUGUUAGUUACCUAUUAAUCCACUUUAAUAAUACAAUCUUAACUCGUAGGUUGAUGUAAUUAUAUGUCUGAAUGCCUCCUACCGUCAUGAAGAGUUCAUCUAAUAGGCUUUUAGUAAAACAAUGAACAUUACAGACUAGAAUGAACGUGUUGCUGUAUUAGAAUGGCAUUAAGCAAUCAGGACUGUAUUCAUUCGGAUUGUAUUGUCUUGUGAUGGGCAGCCUAAUCAAGCUGUACAUGGAUUCCUGGUUUGCUGAUUUAAAAUAAGCCUUGUCACCUCACAUAAUGGAGAGGCAGCUGUACAGCAAACCUGUGAGUGUCGCUGUGUGGUUUUAUUAGGAGGACAAGAAGCAAAAACUUGACAGCAUCUCCCAAAAAUCCCUUGAAAUAAUAAAGCACGGUUUAUCCUGACGAGCUUUACAUCUUUAAUAAGGCUUGAGUACCACGGUUUAAUAACCCAUAGUUAAACCCAAUCUGAAGGUUAAAAUGACCCCCUACUGUGCAGUGCAGCUGUCUUGUGUAACAUAGUAAAAAUAAUGUUGUCUAGGGUGUGCACUCCCUUAUUUAUCCUGCAGGAGGCAGGCUUUUGCACUCCGAGGCCUUGUGCUUUAAGAAGAUGCUUUUCUUGAGAACAGGAAAGAGGCCUCGAGUUCCCAAAGUAGUUCCCGAUACCAAUUGAUUGAACAGGAACACAAAUGCUGUGCUUAUGCCUAAAAUAGGUGCUGUUUUGCUAAUCGCAGUAGUAGGAGUAAAGUAGUAGUAUUGUUACAAAUAUUAUUUAUUUGGUUUUUAAUACUUGACUGUAUUGUAUUAUUUGCUUGACCAAAAUGAUGGUAGAGAGGCGGAGUUCAACACAGGGGGGAAUGUGUGCCAGACCCAGGCAGUGUUUAUGUGUGAACGCUGUGCCUGACCCAGGCAGUGUUUAUGUGGGAACGCUGUGCCUGACCCAGGCAGUGUUUAUGUGUGAACGCUGUGCCUGACCCAGGCAGUGUUUAUGUGGGAACGCUGUGCCUGACCCAGGCAGUGUGAACGCUAUGCCUGACCCAGGCAGUGUUUAUGUGGGAACGCUUUGCCUGACCCAGGCAGUGUUUAUGUGUGAACGCUGUGCCUGACCCAGGCAGUGUUUAUGUGGGAACGCUGUGCCUGACCCAGGCAGUGUUUAUGUGUGAACGCUGUGCCUGACCCAGGCAGUGUGAACGCUUUGCCUGACCCAGGCAGUGUUUAUGUGUGAACGCUGUGCCUGACCCAGGCAGUGUGAACGCUUUGCCUGACCCAGGCAGUGUUUAUGUGUGAACGCUGUGCCUGACCCAGGCAGUGUUUAUGUGUGAACGCUGUGCCUGACCCAGGCAGUGUUUAUGUGUGAACGCUUUGCCUGACCCAGGCAGUGUGAACGCUUUGCCUGACCCAGGCAGUGUUUAUGUGUGAACGCUGUGCCUGACCCAGGCAGUGUUUAUGUGUGAACGCUUUGCCUGACCCAGGCAGUGUUUAUGUGUGAACGCUGUGCCUGACCCAGGCAGUGUUUAUGUGGGAACGCUGUGCCUGACCCAGGCAGUGUUUAUGUGUGAACGCUGUGCCUGAUCCAGGCAGUGUGAAUGCUGUUCCUGACCGAGGCAGUGUCGCUUGUGUCUCAGCUCUUGUACUUGAAUGCAGUCCUUGCUUUUCCUCAGUUUGUUCUCUGUGUUAUACAGCAGGCGCCGCCUCUGUUGUGGAUCAGUGUGUAGUUAGACACCCCCUCACUCGGUAUGAUCUGUCUUCGCUGUACUUUGUUCGUUAGAUCCCUGGUCUGCAUACUUUGCUUCUUAAAAAAAAAAAAGAAAAAAAUAGAGAGAUAAAUAUUGAGUUAUUAUUAUUAUUAUUAUUAUUAUUAUUAUUAUUAUUAUUAUUAUUAUUAUUACAUAUUAAGUAACACUAUCUCUAUCUAAACUGGUCACUACUACUUGUCACUGAGUGAAUGUUCAGCUGUGUACUAUCUGGUGUGUCUCAUUAAACAUUUUAAACAUGC
Messenger RNA from Acipenser ruthenus (sterlet), 3945 nucleotides. Its product is annotated as ras-related protein Rab-6A-like. The coding region runs from base 226 to 858 and encodes 210 amino acids. Gene Ontology annotation, molecular function: GTPase activity; GTP binding. The record is from RefSeq and is a predicted model, not a curated record. The transcript has 8 exons. Lineage: Eukaryota; Metazoa; Chordata; Actinopteri; Acipenseriformes; Acipenseridae.